CGUCUUGGCAAAUGCUUGAUUCACCCGACUGUGAUAUCGUCAGGCAGAACACACGAACAUCUCUGAGAGCACGUCUAACCGCGUUUGAGACGCCAGAAUCCUCUCUUUCCAAGUCACUUUCUCCCAAAGAUGGUAUACCAAUAGGCGCAGCUACCUCGAGACUCAGACACAUUAGGACGUAUUUGGACUAGCAAACGUCAAAGUACUUAAAAGGAGCGUUUGCCAAACCAACGAUAUGAAAGCAUCUGGACAUCUUCAUCAAUUCAAAUAAGCCAAGUUGAUUCUUGAAUCUCACAGCAUAAUGCAAGUCCUCAUUAGCGGAGCAGGUAUCGCCGGUCCCACGCUGGCUUGGUUUCUGGCCAGGACUGGUGCGCAUGUCACAGUUAUUGAGAAGUGCAAGUCAAUUCCCACCUACGGCCACAACGUCGACGUCAACCACAGCGCUAUCACUGUCCUGAAGAAGAUGGGCCUCAUGGACCAACUUCGACGUUUCAACACAACAGAAAAAGGAACACAGUUCAUCGAUCCAAAAGGGCGCCCUUUUGCUCCUUUCCCUGUCAAGCAGGGCUCUUCCGCAAGCCCUACGUCAGAAUUUGAGAUCCUUCGAGGGGAUUUGGCUACAGUAUUGUACGAAGCCACGAAGACCCAUUCAAACAUUGAGUAUCUCUUCGGCACUACCGCCACCAAAGUCAUAUCCAAUGACGACACCAACGUCAAAGUCGAGCUAAGCAACGGAGAAGUGCAAGAGUACGACUUGUUGGUCGCAGCAGAUGGCCAGUGGUCAAAGGUGCGAAAGCAAGUCUUCCCCCAAGAAAGCAUCACCGUCAUCGACAAGAACAUGUACGUCGCCUACGCCGCCAUCCCCCGUCUUCCCGAGGACAACGACUGGUGGAAUAUAUACCAGGCCCUGGGAUCGAAGAUCAUUACCACUAGACCCGACCCGCAUGGCACCAUACGGGCCAUGUUCACGCACAUGCCCUGCAACAGCGCACAGAAGACGGCAUGGCAGGAGGCCGCACGAGGCGACAAGAAGCUCCAAAUGGAGCUCGUGAGGCGGGAGUUCCUGGACGCCGGGUGGCAGACGCCCCGGAUCAUGGACGCCAUGGCGCAGGCGGAAGAUUACUACUUUCAGGACCUGAAGCAGAUCAAGAUGAAAAGGUGGUCCAGCUCUCGUGUCAUCUGCCUGGGAGAUGCGGCAUUUGCACCGACGCCCCUCUCAGGCAUGGGGACUACGCUGGCCAUUAUUGGAGGUUACAUGCUUGCUGGUGAGCUCACCAAACUCACACCCGGGGAACAUCCUUCCCGGGCAUUCGAAGCUUACGAGGCUGCCUUUCGCCCCUACGUCGAGGAGACUCAGAGCGUUCCGUGGUUCUUCCCAGGAGUCGCACAUCCGGUCUCGGCAUGGCAGAGAUGGUUGCUGGGAACGGUCGUGUCGACGAUGUCCAGAGUUGUUGCAAUACCUUGGGUGGCUAAGAGGUUCUUUGAUGAUACGAAUAAUGACGAUUCGGAGUUUCCACUACCGGCAUAUUCUCUCCUAGACGAUGAGAAGCUAAAAUGAGACAGGUUUGCGACGGUAUGCAAUAGGCGGGGCAGUGGUGCACUUGGUACUAGAUGAACAGUUUGGGAAGGGGUCUAAGUCAUGCCCAGUCAUGGGCAAAGAUGAGUUUAGUCGGUUAAGCAUGUUGACGACUUAAUUGACAAGUUCUACUUUAUUGAAAACUGACGAGAAGAGAUAUUCGUAGUUAGUAAUUUCAGGGAGUAUAAUUAAGAGCAAGGGAGAAAGUGAAGAUGCGAUGCCAACAUGACUUUAUAAUGAGCAGGAGCAUCAGCCACAAGCAAAGUAAUGCUAGACCGCCUACCAAAGA
Molecule: messenger RNA, 1865 nt
Organism: Colletotrichum acutatum
Lineage: Eukaryota; Fungi; Ascomycota; Sordariomycetes; Glomerellales; Glomerellaceae
Exons: 1
Coding region: 302-1558 (418 amino acids)
Molecular function (GO): FAD binding
Source: RefSeq, a predicted model, not a curated record